AUGGGGGUAAACAGCGGCGGCGGCACCGACACGGGCCCGGGGGGCCCGGGGGGCUCGGGGAGGGCUCGAGGGGUGCCCCGAUCCCCGGUCCCUGCUGCGGGGGUCGCGACAGUCGCGACGGUGACGGCCCCUCGCUGCCAGCGGGGCCCAGCUGUCCCCGGUGCCAGCGGUGGCGACACCGACACGAGGCCGGGAGGGGUCCGGAAGGGCUCGGGGGUCCUGGGGGGUCCUGGGGGGGGCGGGGGGCUCCGGGGCUUGCUCGGGGGAGCCCCGGGGUGUGGAGAGAGAGGAGCCGCAGCACCGCGGGGUGCGGGAGGGGCUCCGGUUUGUGGUUCCCUACAAGUCCUGGGGGGUCCUGAUGCCCUCCCUGGGGGACACUCGGUGUCGGGGAGCUCGGGGCUGGCAGUGCGGGGCUCCCGGGGGUCUCUCGGGGAUCUCCGGGGAUCUCUCGGGGAUCUCCCUGGGGUCUCUCGGGGAUCUCCCGGGGGUCUCCCGGGGAUCUCCCGGGGGUCUCCCGGACCUCUCAGCCCAGCCGUGCCCUCCUCAGGCCGCACCAUCGCCCCGAAGAAGCUCCGCGUGGUCCAACAGCAGAAGCUGAAGAAGCGCCUGGAGGUCGGGAUCCGGAUGCGGAUCGAGCGGGAGACGGUGCAGCGAGCGCAGGGCGGCCUCCCCAAAAAGCUGGCGCUGGUCACGGCGCCGGCCCCCGCCAAGGACAAAGCCAAGAAGGGCCGCGGCUGAGCCCCACCGGGAAACGACCCCUGAACCCCCCUCCGGUGAUCCCCGCCAGGCUCUGGGGGAGUCCGGGCUGUUCUCAGCCCCACCAUCGUUCUUUAAUAAAAGGGAUUUGCGGGCGGCAGCCCCCCCGCGCCCACCA
Parus major (Great Tit) is the source of this 874-nucleotide messenger RNA. It is a transcript of the gene CUNH19orf53, whose product is annotated as chromosome unknown C19orf53 homolog. The record is from RefSeq and is a predicted model, not a curated record. Lineage: Eukaryota; Metazoa; Chordata; Aves; Passeriformes; Paridae. The coding region runs from base 1 to 738 and encodes 245 amino acids. The transcript has 3 exons.